This is a messenger RNA of Trichogramma pretiosum, 2446 nucleotides long. RefSeq names its product prohormone-2-like. NCBI's taxonomy places the organism in Eukaryota, Metazoa, Arthropoda, Insecta, Hymenoptera, Trichogrammatidae. Bases 216 to 1139 code for a protein of 307 amino acids. The transcript has 7 exons. The record is from RefSeq and is a predicted model, not a curated record.
ACGACCGGAACGUUCGCUGCUAAGGACGCAGAGUCUCCUCUUUCUCUUCCGCACGAGCGCGCACUAAUAAACUACUUACUUACUUACUUACCUUUAUCGUCCAAGUCGCGAAAAUACCUCGAUUAGACUUUAUUUGAAUACGCCGUCGCUAUAUUGCAGUUAUAGGAGAUAAAGAAGCACGAUUAUUAUACAGUCGUCGAUAAAUACAGAAAGAGAUGAUGACCGAUUGGAUACGUCUCUUGGCCAUUUGCGCAGUUUUUGUUUUCGCAGUCCAAGCUCAGCCGACGGGAUUGAACGACCCAUCAAAAAAAGAUGAAGAAACAACCAAACCUGCAGGAACACUCAGUAAUUCUGGACUCGAUGAUGUCGCGUCGACGAGAGUUGAGAAUGAGCAUGACACGCAACAAAAGAAAGAAAAUCAACAGCAAGAGCAACAGCAGCAGCAGAUGCUGCAACAGCAACUGCAGCAGCAAGAGCAAUUAGAAGCUGCGCAGCCGAAAGCUUUGCCAAGCUCGUUGUUGCUCGAUCAGCUGGUUAGAAGCAACGCACCGCAACAUGGGAAAAAUUACGACCAACUGUCAUAUUAUCAAGACCCACGCUACAAGCGAGAACUCGAUAUUGAUCCGGAGGAGCUUAUCGCUUUUCUCUCACUCUACGAUAACGAUCCACGCAAUCGAGGAAACUGGAGAUACAGCAACGAGGAAUACGAUGUCGAUGAUGAUUCCGCUUUAAUGGGAAUGAGCGGUGACGAUCCGAGAGGAAACAAUUGGCCAGAUGCUGAACUUGGUUAUCCCCUGCAACAAGUGAUUCGCAAUCGUUACGAGCCUUUGAGCGCGUCAGAAUUGGCGCGAAGCCGCUACUACACCGACAAGUAUAUGCCAAGCGGUUUGGACGCUCAGCAGCAACAGCAGCAGCCUUACAAUAACGACGCUGCUGCCCUCCCUGAAUACGGUACCCCCCAAUAUGGAGUCGCUUACGGUUCCGUGUCGCCUCAUCGAAACGCCUAUUACCAGCCAGAAAAAAGAUUCAUGGUCGCGAGAAAACGAUCUCAAAAUUACGAUGGCUACGGCAACGCACACAAUGGAUUAAUGUACAACAGUCACAAUUAUCCGGGCUACCAACAUCGUCUUUUCUAUUAAAUAGCCAAGUGCAAAAUUACCAUGGUCGAAUUGUAUACAAACUGACCUGAUGAAAUUUUGAAAAACGCUGGGUAAUCAUUUUUAUCUCGCAUAUUACACUUAUACAGAUACAUUAUCACUUAGUACAUAAAGUUCCGAGGCGAUGAUUACUGUAAAAUCUCUAAGAAGGUAGCGACGAAACAAUUUUAAAUAGGAGGAAAAUGAGACUGUUAAAAUCAUGACUAAUACCAAUGUAUUCGUAAUUACUUAACUUAAUCGAAUCCAUAAUAUAUUGCGUUUAAACAAACUUUAUCAUAAAACUAUGUGUACACAUAAUAACAAAUAAACGCAUACUAUAUAGGUGACAUAUCUUCGAUCUGAGCUUGCACCCGACAAUCUGCUAUUGUAAAAAGCUCAUUGCCAAUUGUUUUUCUCCUGCACGCGCUACUGGUCCAAGAGCUCUAUCAGCUGUAUUAUGCGAUUUUUUUGGAUCACGAAAGUAUCUUUGAAUUUCGAAAUAAAAUUUUCCUUUCUUUUAUUGCAUACCGUAGGCAUUCGAAAUGUGAUAAAUAUAACAGCUGAACUGUACGAGUCGAGUGUAAGCACAAUCGUCGCGAUAGAUCAUUACGUAAAGUAAAUAAAUAUUUUUCAAUCUGACAGAAUAUGUUUUACAAGAAUACGUAAAAUAAUAAUUCAUGUUUCAAUAUUUUACAUAACGUUGCGUAGAUGAAUGAAAUAUCAAAUUUUAAUUUUAAAAAAUUCAGAUUCCUGCUCUUUAAAUGUAAAUGAUGCAUGUACUGCUUGAAAUUCAAUAUUAUAGAUUUUCAUUAAUGAAAAAAUAGAGUUCGUUUCAUCGCGAUUUGAAUAACUAUUUACGUGCUGGAUAACGUAAGCCAUUUAUUAAAUUAACGCAUUUGUCUUUAAGUAUAAAAAUUAUACAAAUAUGUAAAUGUAUAUUUAUAUACAAGUAUAUGAUAUAUAAAUAUAUGAGAACGCAAAGACUCUAAGUUCGAUUACGAACAAUUUUCUAAAUGUCCAAUCAUAUUUUUUUAUUCACUCAUAAAGUAGAAAACAGUUCCAAAUAAUUUAAAUCAAAGGGUUCAAAUCAAUUGUUUCAUAUUGAUAAUUUUAAAUAUCUUAAACUUUUCUUCAAUGAAAAAACUAGGAUAUAUGUAGAGGCAACAUUUUCAUUUUUAAUAUUUAAAAUUAAUACUUAAAAGUUUUGAAAGGAUUUUCGAUGUAAUAAUUUAUUUUAUAUGUUGUCAGUACCAGAGCAUUGACAAAUGAAAGUUUUUAAAAUACAAUGCAUUUUCAUGUGACAUAAGGUA